Messenger RNA from Juglans microcarpa x Juglans regia, 3495 nucleotides. Its product is annotated as protein RRC1-like. Gene Ontology annotation, cellular component: nucleus. Gene Ontology annotation, molecular function: RNA binding. Gene Ontology annotation, biological process: RNA processing. NCBI's taxonomy places the organism in Eukaryota, Viridiplantae, Streptophyta, Magnoliopsida, Fagales, Juglandaceae. The record is from RefSeq and is a predicted model, not a curated record.
GCCUAAUCCAGGACUGGCGGGGCGGUCCCCUGUUAAGACCUGUCUUAAUUUGGUUGUUCCUGCCAUUUCCGGUCUUCCGUUCCGAUCCGCCACGUCCUCCUCGGCUUGGUAGCUCUCUCCGAACUCGCGCAAGCCGUCUUCUUCUGUAACCCUAGAAACGAACACUGAUUCGAAUCGUUCCGCUCCGUACGACUCGAAGUGGAUGCAAAGAUGAGUUCUUUCUCCAUUACGCGAAAGAAGACGCCUUUCCAGAAGCACAGAGAGGAAGAAGAGGCAAGGAAAAAGAGAGCAGAAGAUGAAACGGCUCGACUAUACCAAGAGUUUGUGGAAUCAUUUCAAGGGGAUAUUACGCCUGGGUCAAAGACUUUUGUUCGAGGAGGAACAAUAAACCCAAAUGAGAAACUGAAGGCAGUUUCUGAAGGUGAAAAGUCCAAAGAUGGGGUAUCUGUUCCAAAGAAGGGAAGUAGGUAUGUUCCAUCCUUCAUACCACCUCCCUUGGCAACUAAAGGGAAAGAAUCUGAAAAGAAAAAGGAGGAUGACAAGCCAAAGGAAAAAGAAAAAGGGAAGUCUCGGAAUAUAGAUCAUUUCAUGGAGGAACUGAAGCAUGAGCAGGAGAUGAGGGAGAGGCGAAAUCAAGAGCGUGAUCAUUGGCGUGAUGGGCGCCACAACGAAAAUUCUGCCCCAUCUAGUCGUUUUGACGAACUGCCUGAUGAUUUUGACCCAAGUGGAAAGCUUCCUGGAUCAUUUGAUGACGGCGAUCCGCAAACUACUAAUCUCUAUGUUGGAAAUCUCUCACCCCAGGUUGAUGAAAAUUUUCUUCUGCGGACUUUUGGAAGAUUUGGACCCAUUGCGAGUGUGAAGAUAAUGUGGCCUAGGACUGAAGAGGAGCGUAGGCGGCAAAGAAAUUGUGGCUUUGUAGCUUUCAUGAAUAGAGCUGAUGGACAGGCUGCAAAGGAUGAAAUGCAAGGAGUUGUUGUUUAUGAAUAUGAGUUGAAGAUUGGAUGGGGUAAGUCGGUCGCUCUACCUUCGCAAGCGCUACCUGCUCCUCCACCAGGACAUAUGGCGAUCAGGAGUAAGGAGGGUAGCACUGUAAUUUUGUCUGGUCCAUCAGGUCCACCAGUAACUUCUGUUCCAAGUCAGAAUUCUGAACUGGUUCUUACCCCAAAUGUUCCCGAUAUAAUGGUUAUUAAACCCAAUGAUGAUCAUCUCCGCCAUGUAAUUGACACAAUGGCUCUCUAUGUUCUGGAUGGAGGAUGUGCCUUUGAACAAGCUAUUAUGGAGAGAGGUCGUGGGAGUCAUCUCUUCAACUUCUUGUUUGAUCUUGGCUCAAAGGAACAUACUUACUAUGUCUGGCGGCUCUAUUCCUUUGUUCAGGGUGAUACCCUUCAAAGAUGGCGAACAGAGCCUUUUAUCAUGAUAACUGGAAGCGGAAGAUGGAUUCCACCACCUUUGCCAACAGUAAAAAGCCCAGAGCACGAAAAGGAGUCUGGCUCCACAUUUGCUGCAGGAAGAAGCAGGCGGGUGGAACUGGAAAGAACACUUACUGAUGCACAGAGGGAUGAGUUCGAGGAUAUGCUGCGUGCUUUAACAUUAGAGAGGAGUCAGAUAAAGGAAGCUAUGGGGUUUGCCCUGGAUAAUGCUGAUGCAGCUGGAGAGAUAGUUGAAGUUCUGACGGAAUCUUUGACACUUAAGGAAACUCCCAUUCCAACCAAAGUUGCUAGGCUUAUGCUUGUUUCUGAUGUUCUUCACAAUAGUAGUGCUCCUGUAAAGAAUGCAUCUGCAUACCGCACCAGAUUUGAAGCAACUUUACCUGACAUUAUGGAGAGUUUUAAUGAUUUGUUUCGUAGCAUUACUGGAAGGAUUACUGCUGAGGCUCUUAAGGAACGGGUGCUCAAAGUGUUGCAAGUAUGGUCAGACUGGUUUUUGUUUUCGGAUGCAUAUGUUAAUGGCUUACGAGCUACAUUUCUCCGACCUGGGAGCUCUGGUGUCAUUCCAUAUCAUUCCAUAUGUGGUGAUGCACCUGAACUAGAAAAAAAGAACAAAUCUGAAGAUACAGGUGACGGGGCUAAGGUCAACCAAGACACUGCAUUGGCAAUGGACAAAGGAGCAGCAAUGAAGGAGCUAAUGAAUCUUCCCCUCGCUGAGCUGGAGAGACGUUGCAGACAUAAUGGAUUGUGUCUUGUUGGUGGUAGAGAAAUGGUGGUUGCACGGUUGCUAAGUCUGGAAGAGGCUGAAAAACAAAGGGUCUAUGAAAUUGAUGAUGAGUUGAAAUAUGCACAGAGCCAUUCAAGUUCUGGCGGAUAUUCCCAUAGCCGUAGAGACAUGACUGUCGAAGCAGAGCAAGUGGGUCUGUCUGGAUGGAGUCGUCAUGAGGAUGAUUUGCAAUCACAAGGCGAAGAGUCUGUUCCUUUGGCUCCAACCCUUCCCAUUCCGCAGCCUGAACUAAAGGCUUUCUCGAAGAAAGAGAAAAUUGAACCCAUCCUGCCAGCAUCUAAAUGGGCUCGAGAGGAUGAUGAAAGUGAUGAUGAAGAAAAAGGUAGUGCUAAGGGUCUGGGGUUGAGCUACUCAUCUUCUGGAAGUGAGAAUGCUGGUGAUGAUCCUGGUAAGGCUGAUGAGAUGGAGUUUGCAGUUGGUACGAGCAUCCCAACACAACCUGACACUGGAAUGAAUGAAGAGCUAAGACAAAAGCUGAGACGUCUAGAGGUAGCCUUGAUAGAAUAUCGUGAAUCCCUUGAAGAGCGGGGAAUCAAAAGUUUGGAUGAAAUUGAGAAGAAGGUUGCUAUCCGUCGGCAACAGUUACAAUCUGAAUAUGGGUUAUUAGAUUCUAAUGGCAAUUCUUCAGGGAACACUGCAGCAAGAACAUCUUCUGAAAGGAGGGACAGACGGAAUGAUGCCCGAGACACUUCAAGAAAGCGGCACCGCAGCCAAAGCCAAAGUGAGAGCCCACCAUGGAAAUCCUUAAACCGAGACAAGGAAAGGGAAAAUGCAUUAGAGAGGGACAGGGAAAGGCACAGGGAUAGAGAUAGAACUCAUGACUUUGAAAAUGAGAGAGGGAGGGAGUGGGACCGUGAGAAGAGUGGAAGCAGAGAGAGGGAUGACCAUGAAAGGGAUAGAGGCAGAGAAAGAGACAGAGAUAGGAGGAGACGGCCAAAGUGAGUUAUUCCUGGGGGAAGAAUUAAGAUGGAAUGUUUUGGAAUGAAGAGAUGCUCAGAUGCCCAUGUAAUUGGGCCAGAGAGACUGCAUAAAAAGAAGGUGUCCCAUUGCUAUGAAAAGAAGCUUCCUUCCAUUUCCUGUAAUAAACCCAAGAGUGGUUUUUUGUUAAAUUAUAUUUUAGAUGAGAUGUAUUUCGAACUUUUUUAACAGUGAUCCAUGAGUAAGUUCUAAAUUGCUUCAGGUUACGUGUUAAUACAACCUGAUGUGUGGUCUAUGCUCUUUUGUGGAGAAUUAGACAUGCCCCAAAUUAUUGAAUGAAGCCCCCCAAUCUUUCUUGUGUCU